This is a messenger RNA of Penicillium coprophilum, 3054 nucleotides long. RefSeq lists its product as uncharacterized. Gene Ontology annotation, molecular function: Glc3Man9GlcNAc2 oligosaccharide glucosidase activity. The record is from RefSeq and is a predicted model, not a curated record. Gene Ontology annotation, biological process: oligosaccharide metabolic process; protein N-linked glycosylation. Bases 1 to 3054 code for a protein of 1017 amino acids. Gene Ontology annotation, cellular component: endoplasmic reticulum membrane. The transcript has 7 exons. Lineage: Eukaryota; Fungi; Ascomycota; Eurotiomycetes; Eurotiales; Aspergillaceae.
AUGGUUUUACUCGAUGGGAAAGAAGUCAUUACAGAGGAGGAGAAGCGCCUGAAGGAAGACCGUAAGAGAACAAAGUAUUGGAAGCGUUGGGGACCGUAUGUGGCGGAGAGACAGUGGGCCACAGUGAGAGAGGAUUACAGUGAAGAUGGCGACGCCUGGAGCUACUUCACCCACGAUCACGCAAGAUCGAGAACGUUCCGUUGGGGUGAAGAUGGCAUUGCCGGUGUAUCUGAUACACACGGUAUACAGAACAUUGCCUUUGCAUUCUGGAAUGGCGAAGAUGACUUCCUAAAGGAACGCCUGUUCGGGUUGUCAAACCCUCAGGGUAAUCAUGGCGAGAGUGUCAAGGAGGCGCACUUCCAUGUGGAUAACACCCCGACGCAUUCUUACAUGAAAUUCCUCUACAAAUACCCCCAGAGAAAGUUCCCCUAUCAAGACCUCGUCGAUGAGAACGCAAAGCGCUCACGCUUGGAGAAAGAGUAUCAGAUCCUUGAUACUGGUAUCUUCGAUGAUAAUCGCUACUGGGAUAUCUACAUCGAGACUGCCAAGGACGCCGAUGAUGAGGAAGAAUUGAACUUCCGUGUCAUUGCAUAUAACCGUGGCCCCGAGCCUGCUCAUCUGCACAUCAUCCCUCACGUCUGGUUCCGAAACACGUGGGCCUGGGGCGACGAGAAGCAAAAGAAAAAGCCAUCCAUCAAGAGAGAGGGUCCAUUGGUAGCCAAAUCAAACCACAGCAAAAUUGGCGAGCGAUAUGUCUCGUUUGCGCCAUCGCCCCCGGUGGGGUCUAGCGAUGAAGAUAUCCAGCCUCAGAUGAUGUUCACCGAGAAUGAAACUAACAACAAGGUGCUGUGGGGUACUGAGAACCAGACACCCUAUGUCAAAGACGCAUUCCACCGCCACAUCGUCCAGGAAGAAAAGGAUGCCAUCAACCCAGACGAGGAAGGUACCAAGUUCGCUGCCUGGUACGCCUUCAACAACGGCGAGGGAGUUCCCCCGGCGAAUGCGCCGUGGUCCGUUUCAAGAUGUCCCCGUCGCGCUGAUGCGGAUGACUUCUACUACCACCUCAACCCUCUCCCAAUGACCGACGAUCUCCGCAACAUCCAGCGUCAAGCAUUCUCCGGAAUGAUGUGGUGCAAACAGUACUACAACUUUGUCUGGGAUCAAUGGGCCAAUGGUGACCCAGCUGAAGUUCCUCCUCCGCCGGGCCGGAAGGGCAUUCGUAAUGAACAGUGGCGUCAUCUGUACAUCGACGACAUCCUGUCCAUGCCAGACUCUUGGGAGUACCCAUUCUUCGCUGCGUGGGACACUGCAUUCCACUGUAUCCCACUGGCCAUGAUGGAUCCCGAUUUUGCAAAGAAGCAACUCGACCUACUCACUCGUGAGUGGUACAUGCACCCGAACGGUCAGCUGCCUGCUUACGAGUGGAACUUUGGCGAUGUGAAUCCUCCCGUGCAUGCAUGGGCUGUGUUCCGCACGUUCAAAAUUGAGCGGAAGAUGUACGGGCGACAGGAUUUGGACUUCCUGGAACGUGUUUUCCAAAAGUUGCUGCUCAACUUCACCUGGUGGGUGAACCGCAAGGACUCCGGUGGCAAAAAUGUGUUUGAGGGUGGCUUUUUGGGACUCGAUAACAUCGGUCUGUUUAAUCGCUCGGAGCCAUUGCCCACUGGCGGUGUGCUUGAGCAAGCUGAUAGCACUGGCUGGAUGGCCUUCUACUGUCUGACCAUGCUCAACAUCGCCUUGGAGCUGGCCAAGCAUCGUCGCACAUACGAAGACAUUGCAUCCAAGUUCUUCGAGCACUUUUUGCUGAUCAGUGAUGCAAUGACCUUCCGUUCGGGCGAUGACACUAUCCAGUCCCUCUGGAACGAAGAAGACAGCUUUUACUACGAUGCCAUCUCCUACGGCGGACCAUGGACUCAGCAGCUACCCAUCAGAUCUCUCGUCGGUUUGAUCCCGCUGUACGCAGUUCUCACCCUAGAGCCUGAGCUCAUCAACCAAUUCCCCUCGUUCAAACGACGAGUAGAGUGGUUUAUCGAGAACAAGCCCGACAUAGCUGAGCGCAACAUCGCCAGCAUGAAGAACCGCGGUAAAGACGACCGACUGCUCCUAGCCCUAGUCAGCAAAGACCGUCUCAUCAAGAUCCUCGAGCGAAUGCUCGACGAAACAGAGUUCCUCUCCGAGCACGGUAUCCGCUCCAUGUCCAAGUUCCACCAAGAAAACCCCUACUCCAUGGACGUCAACGGCCAAACCUUCAAAGUCGGCUACGUCCCCGGCGACUCCGACUCCUCCCUCUUCGGCGGAAAUAGCAACUGGCGCGGCCCCAUCUGGCUCUGCGUCAACUUCCUCCUCGUCGAGUCCCUCCUCCGCUUCCACAUGUUCUACGGCGACUCCCUUCAAGUCGAAUGUCCCAAGGGCUCAGGCGAUUACAUGCAUCUCGGACACGUAGCAGAAGAACUACAGCACCGCAUGCAGCACCUCUUCGCCCGCAACGACGAAGGCCGUCGCGCCGUCAACGCCGGCUCCGACCUGCUCGAUUUCGACGAGCACUGGAAAGACAAUCUCUGGUUCCACGAGUUCUUCGACGGCGACAGCGGACGUGGACUGGGAACAUCUCACCAGUGCGGAUGGACAGGCCUAAUCGCCAAAAUCAUCCACGACACUGGUGUCAACUGUCGUCUGCCACAGACGCCGCGGUCACCCUUCGCCGCGGCAUCGCACUACUUCGACGACAUCUUCUCGCGUUCCGGACGACCGCGCGGCUCGAACCGCCCGUCUAUCCGUCGCUCGUCGACUACCCGUUCCAUCGGAAACCGUAGUGACUUCUACUCUGGUGCUGUCACGCCAGCUGCGACGGACUUGGAUGAUGACGGUGAGAGCCGUGGUCCUAGUCGGCUGGGCAGUCGUAGGGGUAGCACUGCAGAUCCCGAUGACCAGGAUCAUGUGGACCACUAUGUGGAGAGUCAGUUGCAGCGGGUGCGCAGCUCUGCAUCGAUUGCUGCAUAUGAGGAUGAGUUUGAGACGAAGGCUGAGAAGGCUGAAGAGAAUGGGCAGAACUGA